ACUCUGAGCACGCUGCCAGUCUUUUUGUAUUGGACAAAUUUCUUCUCGAAACCCAAGAAAUGGGUUUCUUGCUACGUGUUCUGUUUCUCUCUCUGUUUCUCGCUCUGUUUGCCCACCGAACAAAAGCAAAGGACUUGGAUUCCUCCUUCGGUAAUGCAACCAACAUCAGACCCAGAGAGCUCGCAAGCGGUCGAUGCAAUUGGUUCCGCGGGAAAUGGGUUUACGACGCUUCGUAUCCUCUCUACAACCCUUAUUCCUGUCCUUUCAUAGAUCGCCAGUUCAACUGCCAGAAGCAUGGUCGCCCCGAUACUCAGUAUCAGAAAUACAGAUGGCAGCCAUUUUCUUGUCCGUUGCCAAGGUUCAAUGCUUUGAAUUUCUUGGAGAAAUACAGGGGGAAGAAAAUUAUGUUUGUGGGCGAUUCAUUGAGCUUGAACCAGUUCAAUUCUCUGGCUUGUAUGAUUCACUCUUGGGUACCAAACUCCAGGACCUCCACUGGACAGAAAGGCGUUCUCUCUUCGGUCACAUUCGAGGACUAUGGACUGAGUCUAUUUCUGUACAGAACGCCAUACUUGGUGGAUCUGGACAGGGAGAAAGAGGGAAGAGUGCUGAAGCUUGACUCCAUUAAAAGCGGUGACGCUUGGAGGGGCAUGGACGUCCUCGUCUUCAACACCUGGCACUGGUGGACUCACACCGGCUCCGCCCAACCGUUUGAUUAUAUUCAAGACCGACACAAGCUGUACAAAGACAUGAACCGCAUGAUCGCAUUCUACAAGGGGCUCACCACUUGGGCCAGAUGGGUCAACCUCAACGUCAAUCCUUCCCAAACAAAGGUCUUCUUCCUGGGGAUUUCACCAGUUCAUUACGAGGGGAGAUACUGGAACGAGCCGACAAGGUCGUGCAUGGAGGAGAAGCAACCAUUCUUCGGGUUGGAGUAUCCGGAGGGGACGCCGAUGGCGUGGGUGGUGGUGAACAAGGUGCUGGGGAGGGUGAAGAAGCCGGUGUAUUUUCUGGACGUCACGACGCUGUCUCAGUACAGGAAAGACGCCCACCCUGAAGCUUACAGUGGAGUCAUGCUGGCAGAUUGCAGCCACUGGUGUCUUCCGGGCCUCCCUGAUACCUGGAAUGUUCUUCUCCAUGCUACUCUCUUCGCCUGAUCUUUCUUUCCUCUUUCCUCGUUUCAGGAAAACCCAUUGUUUUCCAUUAUCCAUUCAUCUGCUCGUGGCUUUGUCCAAUAAAAUGGGAUUAGUGAUCGUCUAAUUUAUCAGAUUUAGAUUAUUUGCUUGUCUCUGGCUUCUCAACAUAUUUGGGAAUGACUUGCCUGAACUCUGUACAUGAACAAAAACUCAGGCUGCGACAAGAAAAAUUCAUCAUCAAGAAAGCAAGGCACGCGGUUCAAAUUCUGGGGAUGCAGUGCAAGAGUCGCCAAUAUCCUUAUUCCUUCCUAUGGAUCUAUCAUUUCUACUGUUUUUUUUUUUCCUUAGAAAAAAAAUAGGACUAUCAUUUGUGGUUCUGCUAUAUUUGUACGCUGUGAAAGUGAAACAACAAUGAUGAAGGUAUACUUUUGCAUUCAAAAUGCCAGUGACGAUGACGGGCAAGCUGUUUGUUUUCUCACACGUAGUCUUCUGAGCCUCCAUGGUCCAUCAUGUUUGGGCUUUCGAUUUGUCCAUUUGGUAAACUUCGAUUAUAGGCUUUGAUCCCAGGCCCUGGUGAGAUGGAAUUGCAAACUUUAAUA
Messenger RNA from Prosopis cineraria, 1732 nucleotides. Its product is annotated as protein trichome birefringence-like 39. Gene Ontology annotation, molecular function: O-acetyltransferase activity. Gene Ontology annotation, cellular component: Golgi apparatus. The record is from RefSeq and is a predicted model, not a curated record. Lineage: Eukaryota; Viridiplantae; Streptophyta; Magnoliopsida; Fabales; Fabaceae. The coding region runs from base 60 to 1154 and encodes 364 amino acids. The transcript is spliced from 5 exons.